Messenger RNA from Empidonax traillii (willow flycatcher), 2772 nucleotides. RefSeq names its product centrosome-associated protein 350-like. The transcript has 15 exons. Gene Ontology annotation, molecular function: microtubule binding. Bases 139 to 2772 code for a protein of 877 amino acids. Lineage: Eukaryota; Metazoa; Chordata; Aves; Passeriformes; Tyrannidae. The record is from RefSeq and is a predicted model, not a curated record. Gene Ontology annotation, biological process: microtubule anchoring. Gene Ontology annotation, cellular component: centrosome.
CGGGACUUGGGUGAGGGAGGCCGUAGCUACAGGGAGCUGGAAGACAAACACAGGAGCCACCUGGACAUUUUGAGACAAACUUCCCUACUUCUGGCUCACAAACUGAAGAUCCAUCAGCUCCAGCAGAAAGAGCAGCUUAUGGUGCUGAGGGAGAAAGCAAAGCAAGAGCUUCAGGAAAGCCAGAGGUUUUUGAGUGCCUUGCUGCAGCACAGCUCUGAGGAGUGCAGGAGCUCCAGAGGCAGUGAUCCUCCUGUGUCAGGACUGUACCACACACAGCAAACACGGAGAGGACACCAGCUGGAAGGUGACCACGCUGCCGGCAGUAAUCAAGAGAUGUGUUCACUGAAACAACCUGCACUGAAGAGAGAAAGAGUUCACACUUCAGUGCCUCCCAAAAUAGUGGGAGAAAGAAAACCUCUGGGAGGAAGAGGUUCAUGUUGCUCAGUGCUGCAAGAAGGAUCCCUGCCAGCAGAUCGGGGGGAGCCGCUGCACAGCCAUCAAGCCGUGAACGUGUUGUCACCUCUGGUGGAUCUGCCCCAUGGGGAGUCCUGUGCAGGGGACAACUCUGGAGAGAGCAGUGACAGCCAGUGGAGCGCGGCCAUUCCGCUCCACGGAGGCUCCAGCACGUUCUGCCGCCUCAGCCUGGCCCUGGCGCAGCAGUGCCUGAGGGGAGAGGAGCUGCGGGCUCGACACCAGGCCACCCUCCUCCAGCUCCGCAAAAAGGCUCUGAGGGAGAAAGCCAGGGCCGAGCUGGCCUGGCUGGGCCACCAGAGACGUGUUCUGGAAAACCUGCAGGAUAGUCAUGGAGCCUCUGCCAUGGCAGCAAAGCAGUGCAAAAUCCUCAUGGAGCUGAAACAGGAGCAGGCAGAAAUCCAGCACCUGCAAAACAUCUACAGGGCAGCCCAUCAAGAAAGAAAGCUUUUGUUAAAGCAGCAAAGAGAAAUCUUAAUGAUGCAGCAUUCAACAGCACAACUCCAGGAAAAGCUGCACAGUUUGUCUGGGAAGCAAGAGGUUGUGAAGUCACAGUCGCUGGAUGUCCUGGUUGUGAGGAACCAAGCAACUGAAGAAGCAAUAAAGCUGAAGAAAAUGAAGCUUAUUUCUGGCCCAAAGUCCUACUCCUCUUCAGCAGAGUCUGCAGCCCCUCCAGAAAGGCCUGAGCUGUCAGGGAGUAAAGAGAGUUGUCUCCAGCUAAAGCACAAACAGAAGAAACAUGAGGGCUUUCCUGCUGAGAACAAGGGAACACUGGGACAGCAUCAGAAACAGGCAGAGGAGUCCCCAGGUUUGGAGCAGUCCCUUGGUGUGAAAAUGUCCAGAAUGGUGGCCAAGAGAGUGUAUGAUGAUGCUGCUGGUGAAACCACAGGCUCAGUCUUCCUGGCUGAAGACUGCAGAAACACAGAACUUAUUGCUCGGGGUAAUGUUUUAUUACCUCUGGAACAUAUAAAUUCAGCUAAAAUGGAUGAACCUGUAUCUACACCAAUUACCAGAGAAGGCAGACAGCGUGCAUUUCAGGAAUCUGUGCUGCAGGAAGAGGCAUUCCUUUCAAACCCAGAGGUGGAUCCUAAAGGCAGUGAAGAUUUUAGUCCACGUGGCAGCAAGUUCACAGUGAAAAGCUUGGGGAUGCUUUCUACCUGGUGUAACUUCUGCAUGGUUCAGGCAGAGAACACUCCUGAGGGAACAGUUAAAGAAGUGGAAGUGCCUGUUCCUUAUCAGGUGGAUGACAGUCAGUGUUUGAAGCAUUUGGACCCUGUUUCUCAUGAAGCUCCUGACGAAGAACUAAAUUUAAAAGCAUUUUCUGAAGGAUUUUCUUCCACUGAAUCAUCAUCCAAGUCAAACAACUUCUUUUUGAAAAGUGCCAAAUCAGCCUCUUCACCUCCAGAAUUUCAGAAGGUGUCUGCAGUUUGGAUUGACAUCUCGGCAAGCUCCAUUUCAGGUUCAGAAUUGGAGCUGAAACACGGAGAGGACACAGAUGGCAGUGUCCCAGGAGAGUUUGUCCAUGACAGUGGUGAGGUGUCUCCUGAUCUUUCAAAAGAGGUGCCAACAGCAAUAAGUAAUGGAAAGGAAAUAUCACCCAAUGAUGAUCAUGAACUGCCUGAAGAUGACAGCUCUGAGAUUUCAUCACGCUCCCAGCAAUCCCCUGGAGAUGGGUUGGAUCAUGGCUGCACUGACCACCUGCUUUCUCUCAUUCCAGCAGACAAAGCAAGUGCCUCCAAAACCAAACCAGCACGUUCCUCCCAAUCUGCUAACCCUGAGGAGGGAACGGGUGAGCCACACCUGGGUGCCUCAGGAAGCUCCAGUAGAAACCAAUCCUGUUCUCAGGAGAUCCCAGAACAGGGUAACGAUGCCUCUGCCAGCUCCUCAUGCAGUGAUGAUAUUUACUCACCUAAGAUCUACGAACAGCAGAAACCUAAUUCUACAGCGAACAGAGUGUUAGGGGAAAUUAGCAGUUCAUUUGUGGAUCAGAAUAGAGACCUGAAGGGUUUUCCACCUUUGGUUUCUUUGAAACAUCGAGAUUCAGUUACUGACCAACUGGGGAACAUUGUUUCUUUUCUGCCUGAGAGAGAUAUUGCAAAUAACAAACUGUUAGCAUGUCUGUCUCCCCAGAGGGGGCUCUUUUCUUCUGCCUCCUCAAAAAAGCAAUUAUUUCAGGCUGAGCACUGCUCUUCCAAAGGGGAAGAUGAUGCAACCUCUAUUAGUGAUAAGGGUCUCCCUCCAGCUGCUGAGGAUGCCUUGUCGGAAAUCCUGUCUCCUGGGGAUGAAGUGCAGGUGCAGUGA